GAAAUCGUGAAACUAGUAACUAUGGAUUUAGUAAUAACUAUCGCAUCGAUACUUGUUAUCGACUUCUUUCGCGGUUUGUGGAUAAAAUAUUGUAAUUCGUGGUGGUGCUGGGAUAUCGAAACUACUUUUCCGGAAUACGGAGAAUUCAAAGUGGCAGAAAAUGUCCUUCAUAUUAUUAAUAAUCAAGGCAUGGUUUGGCUGGGGUUAUUUUUCGCACCGUUAUUACCUGCACUAAAUAAUUUAAAAUUAAUCAUUUUGAUGUAUAUUCGAAGUUGGGCAUGCAUGACGUGCAAUGUCCCCGCACGUGAGAUAUUCCGUGCUUCUAGGUCAAGCAACUUUUACUUAAUGGUAUUACUUCUAUGGUUACUGCUUUGUACAUUACCUGUAGGUUAUGUAAUUGCGUCAAAAAAACCGUCUUCUACAUGUGGACCCUUUGCAGGUUAUUCAAACUUUUAUAACAUUUUGACAAAAAUGUUAGAGAAACGUGUGGAUAGAAAGGUCAUGACCUGGAUGAGAUAUAUUGCUUCGCCAGGCAUUGUUAUACCAGUCCUUUUACUUUUAAUGUAA
This is a messenger RNA of Thelazia callipaeda (thelaziosis nematode), 567 nucleotides long. The record is from the annotation of a GenBank genome assembly. NCBI's taxonomy places the organism in Eukaryota, Metazoa, Nematoda, Chromadorea, Rhabditida, Thelaziidae.